CCGUAAAAGUCGAGGCAAAAAGUAGCCAACGCAGCGAAAGAAAGCAAAAUCAUUCACUCUCCAGCAAUUUCUUCAGAUCAGACUCACAACACAACGGACGCCAUAAAUAUCAUCAAAUUGCACUUCAAUAAUCAAAUCACAUUCCUACAAAUGAUUGCAGGAGUCUCUGUGAAGCCAUUGUUCAUUGCAAUCUUCACUUUCUCAGUGUUGCUUGCUGUCAUUUUACUAUCUCCUUCAACGACGUCAUUCUCUUCAGGCCAACUUUCUUCUCCAGAUUCAUACACGUAAGCGUUCUUCUAAAUGAUACCGCAGUUUUUUUUAUUGUUUAAUUCGAUUCUUCAUUAAAUUCUUAUAUCUUUGUUGAUUAUUUUGUGUAAAUUGUAGAGGGAAAUCAUUGGAUAUAUGGAGUGUUAAAAGGGUUUUAGAGUGGCGCCCUUGUAAAUGGUGGCUUCAAGGACAUCUUUCAGACAAUUCCAUUGGUUUUUUUGUUGAAAUCAUGCAGCUCUACCAGCAGAAAGUAAUGGAUAUGUCCGAGUGGAUUGUUAUGGUGGCCUCAAUCAGAUGAGAAGAGAUUUUUGUGAUGGUGUUGGCAUUGCCCGUUUGCUGAAUGCAACUCUAGUUUUGCCCAAGUUUGAAGUGGCUUCAUAUUGGAACGAGUCAAGCGGCUUUGCAGAUGUAUUUGAUGUAGAUUACUUCAUUCAACAGAUAAAUGGUUUUGUUAAAGUUGUUAAGGAAUUGCCACCAGAGAUUGCAUCAAAAGAACCGUUUCGGGUAGACACUAGCAAACGCAAAGGUCAAUUUGAUUAUAUUGAAAGUAUUCUCCCAUCCCUAUUGGAGCACCAUUAUAUUUCACUUACGCCAGCAAUGAGCCAAAGAAGGGACAGGUAUCCUUUGUAUGCAAAGGCUGCACUUUGUCAAGCUUGUUAUAGUGCUUUACGCCUUACACGAUCCUUGGAAAAGAAAGCUUCAGAACUUCUGGGAGCUAUACCAAAACCCUUUCUUUCCCUUCACCUUCGAUUUGAACCUGAUAUGGUUGCAUACAGCCAAUGUGAGUACUCAGGCCUUUCUCCUGCAUCAAUGAAAGCCAUUGAAGCUGCAAGGGUAGAUAGAAAACCAUGGACUGGAGAGUUGGCUCGUAUUUGGAGAAGAAGGGGGAAGUGUCCUCUCACCCCUAACGAGACAGCCAUCAUAUUUCAGGCGCUUGCUAUUCCCACAAAAACAAAUAUAUAUCUUGCAGCUGGGGAUGGCCUGAUGGAGAUUGAAGGCUUAACAUCUGUGUACACAAAUGUUUUUAAAAAGUCUGAGCUUCUUAGUGGUGAGGACUUUAUAAACAUGCAUGGGAACACAAAAGCUGCCUUGGAUUAUUAUGUAUCUAUUCAUAGUGAUUCAUAUAUGGCUACCUAUUUUGGUAACAUGGAUAAGAUGGUUUCUGCAAUGCGAGCUUACAAGGGGCUCUAUAAAACCCUAUUCUUAAGCCGAAGAGCCUUUUCAGAGCUCACCUUUCAGGGCUUGAGAGGGAAGGAAUUGAUGCAAGCCUUAUGGAAAGCUCACAAAGAAGAUUUUGUCAUGGGUAAAGGGUCUGCUUUGCCCGACUGUUUUUGUGAAUUUAAAUUGUGACACGAGGUUUAUGUGUCUUUUAUCGUGAUUUAAUCAUGUAAUAUUAGUUUUGUAUUGUAUCUGUUACAUUGCUUCCUUGUGUUCAUUUUCAGAAAGUUAAGAGGCCUAUUAUCAAAAACCGAUUAAAAUAGGAAACAACAAUCAGUUUUGGCAA
Messenger RNA from Ricinus communis (castor bean), 1771 nucleotides. Its product is annotated as O-fucosyltransferase 13. Bases 562 to 1617 code for a protein of 351 amino acids. The transcript has 5 exons. The record is from RefSeq and is a predicted model, not a curated record. Gene Ontology annotation, cellular component: cytoplasm. NCBI's taxonomy places the organism in Eukaryota, Viridiplantae, Streptophyta, Magnoliopsida, Malpighiales, Euphorbiaceae.